AUGGCGGCACCAGCCGUAGUUGUUGAGAGGGCUUACAAGUAUUAUGGCAAACAGGACAAGCCCAGCUUCAAACCAGUCCUGCAGCACUUGGACAUGACCGUGGAAAAAGGAAUUAUAUAUGGCCUUCUUGGACCCUCUGGCUGUGGAAAAACAACGCUUCUCUCAUGCAUAGUCGGAAGACGAAAGUUGGACAGUGGUGAAGUUUGGGUGCUUGGAGGAAGACCAGGGGAGAAAGGCAGUGGAGUUCCAGGGCCCCGAGUGGGAUACAUGCCACAGGAUAUCGCUCUUGUAGCGGAGUUUUCAGUACGAGAUGCUGUAUACUACUUCGGUAGGAUCUAUGGGAUGAAGCCUAAGAAACUCCAAGAACAGUUUGAAUUUCUGACCAGAUUGCUAGAGCUUCCAAAAGGCGGUAGACUCAUUAAGUCACUUUCCGGAGGACAGCAACGACGGGUCUCAUUGGCCGCUGCACUGGUCCACGAGCCUGAACUUCUCAUUUUGGAUGAGCCUACAGUUGGACUGGAUCCAGUCUUAAGAGAACGAAUCUGGGAAUUUCUGGCUGAGCUCGCGAGAGGUGGUACAACAGUGAUCAUCACUACUCACUACAUUGAUGAAACGAAACAAGCGCAUAAGAUUGGUCUUCUACGAGAUGGUCAGCUACUAGAUGAAGAUUCUCCCGAGGAGAUUCUCCGAAGAUACAAUUGCAAUACUCUUGAAGAUGCCUUCCUAAAGAUGGCGAUGCGACAAACUGAAAUGAAACAUCGAAGACGACCAACUCUCACAGCUUCUCCAGAUGUUAUACCUGAGAGCAGCAUAGUAAAUGACAGUCGAUACCAAUCAAGAGAAGAGUUUAAUGUAGUAACUAGUAGUACCGACGUUCUAACUAAAAAAGAGAAGCCACAGCACAUACCGAGCAGUUCCAAAGGCAGAUACAAAGCAGUGUUUAUUAAGAGUAUACAACAGUUUUCACGGCAUCCUGGGGGUCUAAUAUUCUCGGUGCUAUUCCCCAUCAUCCAAGUUGUUGCGUUCUUCCUGGCCGUGGGUCAUGACCCUCGUGACCUACACGUUGCUGUCGUCAAUUAUGAAGCUGCUACGUCACCAUUGGGUUUGGAUGUAUGUAAGAAUGGAAGUCUAACAACUGUGAUACAAAGGGAAGACGAGACAUGCGAACAAUAUAUGCUAAGCUGCUGGUUUUUAGAGGAAAUGGAAAAACGAAAAUUGUAUCCUACGACAUAUAACUCGACCGAAGAAGCAAAACAAGCUGUAGCGACUCGCAAGCUGUAUGGCGCGAUCCGUUUCCCUGCCAACUUCAGCUUAGCGCUUGGAAUACGAGCUGCUGAAGGCUUCGUGGGAGACAGCAUCCUCAACGACAGUACUAUCAGCGUUUGGCUCGAUAUGACCGAUCAUCAAAUAUCACAUUUCAUAAAAAUGCAACUCCACAAAGCUUAUGAACAAUUCGCUCGUCGAACCAUGGCUGCUUGCGGAAAGAAUGAGGACCUCGUGCAGAUUCCAGUGAGAUUUGAAGAACCCAUUUACGGGUCGAUGAAUACUGAGGUGGUUGCUUAUAUGGCUCCAGGGGUUAUGGUCACUAUAAUCUUCUUUCUGGCUGCGAUAAUUACGUCAACUCUUAUGAUCUCCGAUCGUCUUGAGGGCGUGUGGGAGCGAAGUGCGGUGGCCGGAGUGCGACCUAAGGAGAUGUUGCAUGUUCAUAUAACUUUACAGAGCUUGGUCAUUCUUGUACAGACAUUCGAGAUGAUGAUUGUAGCGUUUAUGGGCUACAAGCUGCCGUUUAACGGCUCUUUAUGGACCUGUGGCGCGCUGCUUUUCCUUCAGGGCCUCGGAGGAAUGUGCUAUGGCUUCCUAUUGUCUGUAUUAUGCUCGAGCUUUACUGUCUCUUUCUUUAUAGCAACUGGCAGCUUCUAUCCAAUGAUAUUGCUCUGCGGUAUUCUCUGGCCUCUGGAGGGUAUGCCAGAAGCGCUACGCCUCUUCUCUUUGGCGCUGCCGUUCACUCUGCCUUCAAUAUCCUUACGAGAUAUGAUGGAAAAAGGGUCAUCUAUCACCAGCCCAAGUGUUUACACCGGAUUUUUGAUAACUUUAGCGUGGAUUGUCGGUACUUUAGCGUUAUGUUUUCUGAGACUAAGGUAUAACUAUGAGCUCAAAGCUCACGGGUAG
Danaus chrysippus (African queen) is the source of this 2169-nucleotide messenger RNA. The record is from the annotation of a GenBank genome assembly. Lineage: Eukaryota; Metazoa; Arthropoda; Insecta; Lepidoptera; Nymphalidae.